AAACGCAGGCAACACCUGAAACUUUUUGACCAAAAGAAUUUCCUGGGUAUUAUUUUUAGUUAAUUGUACCUACUAAAUAAUACACAAUAAAGAGAUGACUGAUACAGUUUAUUACAUGUAUGUGCUAGUCUUUGCAAGACUGAAGGUGGGAUGUUCAUACUUCUGAUCCGUUCAUAGUCAAAGCAAAUUGCAAAUGAUGGACCUGUUAAAGGUUGAGUUACAGUAAUAAGUAUUAUUGGUGAGGCAAAUGUAUGUUCUCUCUGUUAUAAAUUCCUUUUUAAUUUGUUGAAGCAGUUGUUGGUACUGUUACAACUUAAGAAUAUACAGGUGUAGAACGUUAACCCUGGAAGAGUUCAGCUUUGGGGAUAUUUCUUUGAAGGAGAAGAUCGAGUCUUGUAUGUACUAAGUUACUUCAUAACUGAGCAAAACCUCAGUAACCAUUGCCAAGAUCCUUUCCUGCUUUUCUACAGCUAUAACUUCAUAUAUAUGUUAUAUAUAUAACAGCUGUAACAAUCAUAACCAAACCUUUCCAAGGGUGGUUCUUUUUUGAUUGGUGUUUGGAUUGCCAGCAUAUAAAGUGGUCAUGCAGAAAUUAUUCUGAGGAGCCACUGAAAGUAAAGACGGGCUUAAGAAGGGGUGGGAGGAUUUCAGAGUAAUACAAAGGAAGAUUAGAUGGAUCUUUGUUAAGAGAAGGGGAGAGGUAACAUUUGCUUCACUGGAAUAAAGAUUUAACACGGGAAAGCAAGGUUCAGCUACGUGGGGUUGCACUGCAGUUAGGUAAUGCAGGGUGUAUCUCCGUACUUAAAAAUUGAGUUCAGUUUUGUUCUUCAUGCAGCAGAGAGGAGACAUGCCGUGGUGAUAGAAAGAAGGUUUAUGCUAGGCGUGAGUCCGGGGCAGGCAUCUGGCAGCCUGUUCUUUGUCCGUGCAGAGACCCCCUCUUCCUACCCGGCCUGCCCCCGCCGCUUGCUGCCGCUCCUCGACGUUCUUUCAGCUGGGAAGCAGCGGGGUGAAGGAAGAGACCCCAGAAAAUAAAAGUAUAUUUCAGAAAGUGAAAAUCAGAAGUAGCUGCUGACAUUAAGAGAAGUGUACUAAGGAUAAUUUCUUGAGGACAACUUUUUAAGAUGUGGUGAGAAGCCUGCAUUUUCCCCUGUGCUGUAUAUAGUGCCUUAAAAGAUGGGGUUUGGAGGUGACCUGAAGUAUUCUCAUGAUGCUUUAUUAAAACUACAAGACUGGGAACUACGACUGCUGGAAACGGUGAAGAAAUUUAUGGUAAUGCGAGUAAAAAGCGAUAAAGAGUAUGCCUCAACUUUACAGAAUCUUUGUAAUCAAGUAGAUAAAGAGAGCACGUGUCAAUUGGAUUAUAUCAGCAAUGUGUCCAAGUCUUGGUUGCUCGUGGUACAGCAAACAGAACAGCUGAGCAAAAUAAUGAAGACACAUGCAGAAGAUCUUAAUUCCGGGCCUUUGCAUAGGCUUACAAUGAUGAUCAAAGAUAAGCAGCAAGUUAAGAAGAGUUUCGUAGGUGUUCAUCAACAAAUAGAAGCAGAGAUGUACAAGGUCACAAAGACAGAACUAGAGAAACUAAAAUCUAGCUAUAGACAACUAAUAAAAGAAGUAAAUUCUGCCAAAGAAAAAUAUAAAGAAGCUGUGGCUAAAGGAAAAGAGACUGAAAAAGCCAAAGAUCGGUGUGAUAAAGCCACUAUGAAGCUUCAUAUGUUGCAUAAUCAGUAUGUGUUGGCACUGAAAGGAGCACAGUUACAUCAGCACCAGUAUUAUGAUACUACGCUUCCUCUGUUACUUGAUUCACUACAGAAGAUGCAAGAAGAAAUGAUUAAAGCCCUAAAAGGAAUCUUGGAUGAGUAUAGCCAGAUCACUAGUCUUGUAACAGAAGAGAUUGUGAAUGUCCAUAAAGAGAUCCAGACCUCAGUUGAACAGAUAGAUCCUAACUCUGAGUAUAAUGACUUCAUAGAUACUCACAGGUCAUCAGAAGUUGUUGAACAAGAAAUAGAGUUUGAUACGUCUUUAUUAGAAGAAAAUGAAAACCUUCAAGCUAAUGAGAUCAUGUGGAAUAAUCUAACAGCAGAAAGUUUACAAGUCACGUUAAAAACAGUAAUAGAAGAACUGAUUCAGACACAACAAACCCUUUUGAGCAAAGAGGAACUUGUGUUGGAACUGGAGAAAAAGAUAGAAGAGUCCUCUAAGACUUGUGAAAAGAAGUCUGAUAUUGUACUCUUGCUAAGCCAAAAGCAAGCACUGGAAGAACUUAAGCAAACAGUUCAGCAAUUAAGAUGCUCAGAGGCAAAAUUUGCAGCCCAGAAAGAACUACUGCAACAAAAGGUCCAAGAGAAUGAUGGGAAGGAGCCACCACCUGUAGUGAACUACGAAGAAGAUGCUAGAUCAGUGACUUCUAUGGACAAGAAGGACAAAGUCUCAAGAUUUGACACUAUACGUCAUUCCAUAGCUGGAAUUAUAAGGUCUCCAAAAUCCAUGUUGGGGUCGUCAUCGUUCUUUGAUGUAAUUUCAACCACUGAGAAACCAUUGGCUGAGCAAGACUGGUAUCAUGGUGCAAUUCCAAGAAUAGAAGCCCAGGAGCUGUUAAAACAGCAAGGAGACUUCUUGGUGCGAGAGAGCCACGGGAAACCUGGUGAAUAUGUCCUUUCUGUGUUUUCAGAUGGACAACGGAGACACUUUAUCAUACAAUAUGCUGAUAAUCAGUAUCGUUUUGAAGGAACUGGGUUUCCAACUAUUCCUCAGCUCAUAGAACAUCAUUACACAACAAAGCAAGUUAUUACAAAGAAAUCAGGUGUUGUUCUGCUGAAUCCUGUUGUUAAGGAUAAGAAAUGGGUUCUCAAUCAUGAAGAUGUCACACUGGGAGAACUACUAGGCAAGGGUAAUUUUGGUGAGGUGUAUAAGGGAACAUUAAAGGAUAAAACUCCUGUUGCUGUAAAAACUUGUAAAGAAGAUCUUCCUCAGGAACUGAAAAUAAAAUUUCUGUCAGAAGCCAGAAUACUCAAACAGUAUGAUCAUCCUAAUAUUGUAAAACUUAUAGGAGUUUGCACACAACGACAACCUAUUUAUAUUGUUAUGGAACUUGUUCCAGGAGGUGAUUUCCUGUCCUUUUUAAGAAAAAAGAAGGAUGAGCUAAAAACCAAACAGUUGGUGAAAUUUUCAUUAGAUGCUGCUUCUGGUAUGGCAUAUCUAGAAUCUAAAAAUUGUAUACAUAGAGACCUGGCUGCAAGGAACUGCUUGGUAGGUGAAAGCAACAUUUUGAAAAUAAGCGAUUUUGGAAUGUCCCGGCAAGAGGAUGAUGGCGUGUACUCAUCGUCAGGCCUAAAGCAGAUUCCUAUCAAGUGGACUGCUCCAGAAGCUCUCAACUAUGGAAGAUACACAUCUGAGAGUGAUGUAUGGAGCUUUGGAAUCCUUUUGUGGGAGACCUUCAGUUUAGGAGUAUGUCCGUACCCUGGAAUGACCAACCAGCAAGCACGAGAACAAGUUGAGAAAGGCUACCGAAUGUCAACACCACAAAAAUGUCCAGAAGAAAUAUAUAAAAUAAUGCAGAGGUGCUGGGACUACAAACCAGAAAACCGGCCAAAAUUCAGUGAGAUUCAGAAAGAGCUGUCUUCAAUCAAAAAAAAAGUGACAUAGUGAUACACAAGUGCCAAACUCAAUAUGUGGGACUUUAUUUUCCAGUGAAAUAAUUUUUUCCCUUCAAACACUAUGCAUUUAUACAACAUUAUUUGCAAUAUUCUUCUAGGGUUACUUUGAAAUUAUUUGGGGUUUAUAUAUAUGUGUAUCAUCUUCAAUGAUGUCUGCACCUGCAUUAAAGACGUAUACUGCAAAAUGCUAUAUAUCCAGUCACAGUAAUAUUGUCAUUUAGGUUACAUGUAAAUAGAAGAGCAUAUAGGAUAGAUAUAAGGGACUGUGGCUUCUGUCUGUUUUACGGGAAGUAACUACUAGUGACAUUUCUCAGAGGUUUGCUACUUUAAGCUGUGUUCUCACUCUGCUGUCCCUGCCCUGUAUGUCAACACCAGCAGCACUCUAAAGGGGUGACUGUCAUACAUGUUGGCCUUAAAACUGAAGACAGUUUUGACAACUAUUUUAACUAGAAACUUUUCUAUUUUUAAAAUUCAUUCUGCAACUGAUAUUUUUAGUGAUACUUUGAUUUAAGGAUGAAGGUCAGAUUCUGGAUGCAAAUCUGGUUACUGAAUGGUGAAAUCCAGAAUUUUCUUUUGUAGAAAAUUGAAUUUCUUGUGCAUUUAUUACCAUACUGUAGUAAAUAUUUCUGACUUCUGAUGUGAUUUACUUAAGCCACGCCUUUUCUUCCUACAAAGCCAUCAGAAUUCAGCAAUAUGUGUCCUUUACAAUGACCUAUAUUUAAGAAACAAAAACCCCAAUACGAAGUCUUUACUGCACAUGUUAAGAAAUACUCCAGGAUGUCUGCCUUCCAAAGAAUAUGUAAAAGCAGUAGGCCUACAGAAAAAGUGUUGCUAAUGAUAGCAGCAGAUAUAUAUCAUUGAUCUUAGAGGAGUUAAAGAAUGUGAAUUGCUGGAUUUGCUUUUGAUCUUGAUUUUUUUCCUUAAAUUGGUAAUAAUUCUCAGAAUGCAGAUGUAGCCUACAAAAGUUUAUGCUAAGCAAAGGUACAUUCUGUGCAUAGUGUCCAAAGGAAAAUACUACUUCUGUAUGGCGUAAGGAAAUUGUUCAAGCAACCAAUAUAAAGAAAUACGUUCAAAGCCUCUGACAGGCUGAGCAAGGCAGACUAGAAAUACUAACCUUCUAUUCUAACUUUUUUAAAUCAUUGCAGUCAGAUUUCAAAAGUCUGGGGACCAGUAAGUUUUAAAUGCCACAAGGAAUAAAAGCCUUGUAUGUGUGUAUACAUACAUACAUAUAUGUGUAUAUAUAUAUAUAUAUAUAAAAUACUCUGCCAGAAAGAAUAAAAACUAACUAGAGAAGGGAGAGAGUAAAGGCACAGUUCGCUACGGUGGCUCUGGGUCCUCUUUGCAGCUGGAAUUAUUUUCUAGGGCUCUGCACAGAAACAGGAACAAAUUAAAGUAUCCUGGUCUGAGUCUCAAGGUUAAGGUGCUUAAAAUUUUUCUAAGAUUUAACUAAAGGUUUUUUGAUCAAGGGAUGCCAGUUGCUGCUAAUGGAAAUAACAAACAGGGACUGUAAGUAACACAGCAUCUGGAAUGUUAAUUAGCCCUGUAUUUUAUUGUUAAAGUGGGAUUGAGAUGUAGUGAAGUCAGUGGCUACAUUACAUUUUUUCUUCUUAAGUUAAGGUGACUUUUCUCUUGUCCACAAUAUUCUUGCCCUCUGAAGUGUAUUUAUAUUAGUACUGAGUGGUAAUGUUUAAGGGCUCUGUGUGACCAAAAUAUGUGUAGUCUAGAAGAGUUUGUCUGUUACAUUGGCGUUAGUGUCCAAAUAAAAAAUGAAUGAUCAUGCUGGAGCACAUCACCUGAAUUUGAGGUGGAGCUGUCGACAUCCAGCUAUAGGGAACGAUGAGCGUUUCUUGCAUUUCUUAAGUCAUUUUUUUCUUGGAGCUAAGGAAGCAUAUACAUACCCAUGAAGGUGUAGUGCUUGGAAAACUUGGUGGCAUAAACUUCCUUACAAGCUUACUGGAUAUAUUUACUUAGUUCUGUACUUCCAAGUAGCCCAAAGAUAUUUUUCAAGAGUAAUGGGAAACAUUCUUGUUCAUUUGCAUGCUUUUAAGUAGUUCACAAAGUUUGUGCCUUAAUUUGCUAGUAAGCUAAUGCAAAUGCAAGUGUACUAAGAUUUAAAGAACAUUCCACAAUUGUUUGGAAAAAUUCAAGACUCAUCCAACUGCAGGUCCUUAUGUAUGCAUCGCUAAAACCUGCAGGUGAGGAUAAAGGUGUCUCCUCUGUCAGCAUUCAUAGCUUCUCUGGAGAGUUAAUAUAUUCUUCUUCUAUGAAAGAGAUUAACUGUUUCUUCGCUGUGUGCCCUCUUGACAGCAAAGAAAUACUGUUUUAUUUUUAUAAAAUAAAAUACUGUUUUAUUUGUCUUAAUUAACCAGUCACCAUCCUGACUCUCACAUAAAGAUAAAAAUUGUACUCAUAUUUUAUUCUGAAAUUGUAAUUCAUAUCACACUUCGUUUAAAUUUAGAGACUUUUUAAUACAUGGGAUUUCUAAAGCAGCAAGAAAAUUUAUUAUUAUUCCUGAAGUAAGCAUCAGUUUAGUUAAAAAAUAAUAACUCUGGGAGAAUACCAGAAUGAGUUUAUAGUUACAGAAUGAAUUUAAACACAUGUACAUGUUUCUUCAAUUAUUUAAACUGUUUUCUUAUCAUUGAUUCGACAUUUUCUGGCAGAACUUGUUCAUCAUGUCUCAUUUGUAAUUAUUGCAAUUACACAGUUUAGGAAGUGGAAUCCAUACAUACAGAUAUUGGGUUUUAAGUUUUUGUAGACUUCCCACAGACAAACCUACCAUACAACAAAAUUUAAAGGAAAAAAUGCAGUAUUCAAGAACCAAAGCUGCCAUAUCUGCUUUCUGUGGACUUUUGAUGACUUAGUCUUGCAUUCUUUAUAGGUUAGCCAGACACUGGUCAUUUGGCUCAUGUACUGUGUUUAUCCUAGAGAACUUACAAAAUAGUUAACUUACUCUCUUUUGUAAGUGUGGUGUUUCGGGUAGGUUCUUACCCUGGCAGUGUCCCAGCUAGGGGGACCCUGAGGGAAUCCUGAAUUUUUUACAUUGUUAAAUGGGAGAAACUCUGAGUACUAUUAAGGGUCAGGUUGAAAUAUCUCAGCCUGUUACACAAGAUGGAAUUCAACAGGUUAUCUGUUAUUUUCAUCCUUUUCCAAGAAAUUGCAUUCAUCAUUUUAAGAAAGAUUGUUUUGAGGGCAAAAAAUGCAUACUUAGUUUGUUUUCAGUGGAAAUUAAGUACAUAUAUUAGCUUCAGAGUUCCAUCGUUGGUGAAAACAUGACGAUUCUGAAGCUUUUCGAUUUUAUGGAAAGUAAAAUAGUGAAAAAUGUCUUGUCUGAAAACAAACCUUGCUUCAGCAAAGUGUAAUCUUUUAAAGUCAGCAUCCCACCAAGACAUUCUCUUUGAAACGUACAUUUUCAUUAGUUUCUCAUGAAACCAAUGGACUAGUUUUUCUUUUAGCAAGUACAGUUAUAUUGCAUUUCUUCUUAACAAAAAUCUGCGUUUUUGCAGAGUUGCCUAAUAAUUUUGUUGGAAGUUUUUAUUGGAACAUAUAUCACCAGGAGGCUAUCAGUAAGAACUGCAGUUUCUAAAAUAAGCCUGAUCUUACUGAUGAGAAGCAGAAAAAUGGUCAAAGAAUUACUAGGUUAUUCACACUGAAGUAUUUUUUCAUCCGUGUCUUUGACCACUUGUUAUGCUUACUCAAGUUCUACAAGCACGUUGCUAAAACUUACUGCACUUCACUAAAACUAUAAAGUUACCCAUUUCUUAUCUUUUGUAACUCUUUUGUUAUCCCUUUUGCACCCAUUGUAAAGAUACUAAAGAAAAAACACUUUCCUGAGGUUACAGAGUAACCAACUCUCAGAAGCAUUUAAAAAAUGUCUCCCUGCUCCCCAGACUGUCUAGUGUGCUGCUGCACAGAUAUUAACAAUAGUGAUUAACUACUAGCCUUGUUGCCAUUAUUCUCACUGUCUCACAUCCUCUCAAUGGCAAUGCCAUUGACACACUUGAGACAGUGCAGUAUUUGAAGAGAUGAGUUAGUGUAUAAAUAGGAUCAUCAAACAUGGUACUCAAGAGCAGUAGUUCUCAAAACGGCUGGUUGUCACAAAUAAUGAUAGUAUUAUAAAGAUGGAAUAAAAAGAAAGAGGCUAAUUGAGAGAAUCUGCUUCCUCUAACAGCUGUCUUGUUUGUAGGCAAUAGAAAUGUCUUGUAUGCCAGUGCAAUUGGAUUUGUAAUAUUUUUAUGACUGAGCAUAAAAUAGUUUGCUAUUAAAAGAAGAGUUCACCAUUUUAUUUUUUUCUUAAAGCACAGAAGGACAUGAUAUUAUUGGAAGCAUUCUUGCUAGGCAAGUCAGGAUAUAUGGAGGGAAGAAUACCCAUACUACCAACCAAGGUACAUAUUUUUUCUCCCUAGAAUCAUAUUCAUGCAGUCCUUCACUUUCAGGAGUACAGGAUUUUAAUUAGUGAUUAGAAAGUACAGGGCACGUCCAGUAUUCCUGAAGUUCCAAACAACCGUGAGUUUUCAAGAGUGACCUGCUAAAUUUGGAACGUCAAGUCUAUUAAAAAUGUUUUCUUCUAGUUUCCUUCUGCAGAUUUACUGUAAAAAGAAGCAGUCCUUAAACAGUCAUCAGUAAUAACUUACAAGAAAAAUCCAUCAACCUCAGAAACCUAUCAAGCUUCUUUAAGAGUAACUUCAGUAAAGAAUAUUUUUUUGUACUCUUGUAGUAGAAGUCCGUCAGGAUAGCUUUCCGGGGCAGGGGGAGUGGAACUUAACAAUCCAAAAGCUCCAAGUUGAAGCAGAAGAAUUCUUUCACUUGUCAUUCUCAACAGUCUUUCAAGUAUUGUCAGAUAAUGCACCUGUGAUUCCCAGCUCUUUUCAGAAUUGCAUAUUAGUGCACUACUAACACCCUACUUUACUUUUAGACCAAGGAAGGGAAGACUCUUUCAUUGAAAAGUUCAGCAAGUUCUGCCUGGUGGCUCCCACAUUUUCCUCAGUUUCCACAUUCAGUUAUCAGUGUCAUUGUGUUCGUUCUAAUAAGCAUCCCAUAGAACAGGAGCUGGAAGCUAGAUACUGUCUUCAAAUCAGCAGCUAAUCCCCCAAAAUUUCACAGUUUUGACUCUAGAAGCCAACUUGGUUUUGGUUCUCUGUCAAAUAAGCAAAAGCAAUUUCUGUAUUUCAGCCUUACUACUAAUCUAUAAAAUGGGAAUGGUCAUAGAUAUAUUUACUGUUAUUUCCAAGGGAAUGCUAUCUCCACCCAUAACCGUAAUUUACCCGUACGUCCCUUUUUGACCAUCUGUCUCCUCUUUGACAUAAAAUUCUAACUGGAAUGUAUGUCCAGGUAUGGAACUUGGGUAUUAAUUCUGAGCUGUUUAAUUUUCAGGAAGUUGUAUAUUAUUAGCUGCUUUAGAACACCAUUUUCUCAGAUGUCAUCUAGGCAGGACUUAGUUUAGAAUUGCCAGAUAGUUUGGGGUUUUUUUGUGAGAUGAAGGACUAGUUAGAUGAUUGCUAGCUACAUGCAUUGUUGUUUUGCAGCUGUUUCAGAUUACAGCUGUGAGAGGGUAGUUCAUGUAUAGAUCUGGUUAUGGAUGCCUUCUCUAAAUCAAAAACUGUUAGCCAUACUUCCAAAAAAUGGAUAAAGCCCUUCAAUAAAGUUGACUAUGGUCAUACAGUGAAAACACAGAAGAGCCAUGAACUACAGUCUUUCUUCCUUUACCGUCCCAGAACUGAAUGUUUUAUAAAUAAAACUUGCAAUAACUGGCUUUGUGUUUAUAGGUAAAUAUGCCCUGUGAACAGGUAUGAUAACCUAGGACUCAUAUUGCUACCAGCAAAGAAGACUUGGAAAAAAGUGCUCCUAGCAAACUGUCCGUCUGAUUUUAGAACUACAAAUGUUCAUAGAUGAGUACAUAACAAGUUUUGCGAUUAUGGUAAGAGGCAGCGCACGCUUCUCCAUUGAAACCCUUUGUCAAUUUAAAGCAGGUAUGCUUUUUAAAAGAAAAAUCAGAUUGAUCAGCAAUUCCUUCUAGAUUACACACAUUCAAAGUACGAGCCAGAAACAUCCACCACUAACAAAAGAAAGAGCCACACUACUGUCUUUAAAUACAGUCAGCACAGUCUUUCUCAACAUAUAAAGAAUUCUGUAAUUGUUAAAUGCAGUAGUAGUACAAAAUCCUUGGAUUACUGAAAUGUAAACAGCUUCACUGAUCUUUUGAUUCAUUUCUUAAAGAAUAUUUCUGCUCUUUAUAAAAGGCUGCGGUAGGCUUACAGUUCUAGCUGAGCUCUGCUGUAACGAUCUGGCCUGUUGCAUCUCAGACAUUUACUAAUUUUUAUGGCUCCACAUACUGCAAAUGGUGCCCUUUCACAUACUUCAAAAAAGUUACUGAUGUGACAGAAAAGUUCAAAUAUAUCCCUGCUUUAGUUUGACUCAGAAAUACUGUAGUGCUUUAAACCUUGAUAACUGUGGCAAUGGAUUUGUGUGAAAAUUGAAGUGACCAUGAAUCAAGGUGAUGCACACUUUUCAAAUCACAUUUUUAAUCAAGUUAAAACCCCUAAAUAUAUUGUGAAUUGUCCACAUUGCAAAAGACAUCAGAAAAACAACAUUCCUGACAGCCUAGUUUACAAUACAGAGCAUGCCAUGCCUACUGUGGAACAAUGUAAAGCUAAAUACACUCCUUGAAAAAGGAAGACUUUUGCUGUCAGCCCAGAUACAAACAAUGGCUUUAAAAUUAACAGCAGUGACUUAAUUCCAGCAAAGCUUCGUUGUAAGCUUCCUUCUUAACAGACCUUUCCAGUGUUAAUUUCAUUAUUGUCAUCCAUUUUGCUUUUAGAAAUUUGACUUCUGUUUAUCAUACAACAGUUACUUGUAGUGGUAAUUAUAUCACCACCACCACCACGAAGUGCUGAGACUUGCAAAUUCAGAAGAUAAGCGUUGCUAAGUCUACAGGGAACUGAUCUUUCACUAGGUGUCAUGAGUUGCAAAGAUGUAAUGCAUUUCAAGUAUCACUGAAGUAAUGGUUUCAAUUAAAAACUGUUAUACAGUAAGCACAAUAGUUUUCCUUGCUUAAGGUAUCUCAUCCAUAGUAAUGUUUCCAGUUGACUAGAACUCAACAGGAAGGUAGAACGGUACCUUCCUUCCUCUCUAGUUUAUCAGGGAAGGGAACUGUUGAGUUCAAAUAGCCAGUUCAGGUGCUGUCAGCAAUUCUGAUAGGUAGAGCGCAUGUAGCCAGGAUGCCAUAGAGAAGGUCUUGCAGUCUGCGUGGCCCCUCUUUAUAAUACACCUGUGGUUGCUACAAGUCACUAAUAAAUACAGUGCACUGGGGAGUGGAAUUUUGCUAUAUCUCUGAGCGUGGCCAAUUCCUUAAAUCACCUAUAGUUGUAGUGCAUAAGGAGAAAUAGUGACAUUUUUUUCUUUGUCACAAAAUGCACAAAUGCAAUCUACAGUGGGGAGAGUCUGCAUUAUUUCCUUCCUUCCUUCCACCUCCUACUUGGUUGUGUCACAGAUUCAAAGUCUUCAGUAGACAGGACAACUAGAAGAAACGUAACUGUUUGUGCGGUUCAUUGUAUCGUUAUCUGAUCUGAUCAAUGGACAAGUUGAUUUUUCCACCAAGCUUCCCAACCUAGUUUUCUCUGAGAUGCUAAAAAUCAUGCAAUAGGAAAAAAAUCAUGAUACAGUCUCAUCACAGAGGACACAAAAGGCAGGCAAAGAAAUUUUGAGGACUGAAAGACAACAAUAAACACCUGUCUUGUCCCUUCUGUGUAAUUGUAUACAUGUUCAAAUUACUUCCAGGGAUGAAACUUCCAAUUAAGGUUAGUGAGACUACUGUUUUUUCAGUUGCAUGUGUUACUUUUCCUUUAUGUAAUUGUAGGCAGCUGGAGACAGAGGAGGUGUGUAGGGGAAGGAGGGAAGGUCGGUUCACUGAUCUGCUGGCACAUGCAAGACUUUUGACACCAUAACCUUGAGUGGGGCACAGAUACUGUUUGCAAACAUGUUUAGAUUUCUCUUCACUUUUGUGCCAAAGUACGCACCAGCAAGUUUAAUAUCAGGUAAAGCACCUUUUAUACUCUUUCUUGUUUAAAAAUAAUAUAUUUGUGAAACAGAUCGGUAAUACAUAACACUGGAAAUGGGUGCAUCUUCCCAAAAGUACACAUGUAAAAAAAAAAAAAAAGGAAAUAACGCUUGUGAGUUUAAGCAAGUCUGAAAAUGAUAACUUUUAAUACAGUUGCCGGUUGUCUGUCCUUCAUAAUUUUAAAUAGAUCUGCAUUUUAACUUUAUUUAUUUGCCAAUUUUUUAUAUACUUUAAAGUUACACUUCUGAACUCAAGCUAACUUUUUAUUUUCCUAGGCUGUUACAAAACAGAAUUUCAGUAUUCUUGUAAACUGCAGACCUUUCUCGAGUAGUCCUUUGUCUUUUCUUAUGGACCAGUUACCACUAAUGAGUCUGCAGUCCCCUUUUUACUGUACUCUUCCAAUAAAUGUAAAAUAUUUGUAUCAA
Falco peregrinus (peregrine falcon) is the source of this 12131-nucleotide messenger RNA. RefSeq names its product FER tyrosine kinase (gene FER). The record is from RefSeq and is a predicted model, not a curated record. Gene Ontology annotation, biological process: regulation of mast cell degranulation; chemotaxis; peptidyl-tyrosine phosphorylation. Gene Ontology annotation, molecular function: ATP binding; non-membrane spanning protein tyrosine kinase activity. Lineage: Eukaryota; Metazoa; Chordata; Aves; Falconiformes; Falconidae. The coding region runs from base 1174 to 3642 and encodes 822 amino acids. The transcript has 20 exons.